Messenger RNA from Episyrphus balteatus (marmalade hoverfly), 864 nucleotides. RefSeq lists its product as uncharacterized. The record is from RefSeq and is a predicted model, not a curated record. Bases 285 to 845 code for a protein of 186 amino acids. The transcript is spliced from 4 exons. NCBI's taxonomy places the organism in Eukaryota, Metazoa, Arthropoda, Insecta, Diptera, Syrphidae.
AGAAUUGGGACAAUUUCAGAACCCUUGGAAACCCUACCAUUUGAGAAGCUUCUUGCAACUGCAUUUGUAGAAGAAGAAAAAAAUUAUUGUAAGCAAAAGAAAGGAAAGAUCUUUAGAAGAAGCGGGACUUUUGCUAAGUGGGUACACUACACAGUUUCAUUUUUAAUUUUGUUCAGUUUGCAGUGGCCCUUCGUCUAAUCAAUAUCGUGUCUUUUCUACUCAAAUGAGCUUUUAAGAUAACAAUAAAAAUAAAAUACUUUCAAAAUAUCGAUUUUUUUAGCACCAUGAUUUGCUGUUUUACUAUGAAAAGUUUUUUAAACAUGAGCCUGCCAACCGCUGGCAUGGUCAUUGGCUACAUUUCCACAGUGAUAAAUCUCUUUCAAACUGGGAUUUGCUUUAAAAUUGAUGAAAUAAGAGAAUAUAGUCAUAAAUUUGGGCAAUCUGUACCAGAAAUUGUUGAUAUUGCUACACCAAUUCUUCUUUUAAUAUGUCUUUUAGAUUUAAUGGCAUCUGUUAUGUUGAUCAUUGGAGUCAAUAAGAGAAACCAUUUGUUGUUGCUGCCAUGGAUGAUAAAUAACAGCUUAUUUUUGUCCAUAAAAAUCUUCUUGGGAAUUGGAUUAAUCACUCAAGUUUUUUCGGAAGCUAGAAGUGGUCAUAUUUUUGACACCAUUUGCUCUAUCAUAUUCAUACUCUCAAUAAUAGUAUUCUUUUGCUUGGUAUGGAAUGCAAUUUACUCACUUUUCCAGAGUAUUCGCAAAGAAAAUGAAGGAUUUACAUUGGACACAGAAAGACUUGUUGAAAAUUCUAAUCCCUGCAGCUAUGAGCUUUUUAGGAACUCAGAUUAAUUUCGUUUUUUUUUUUCAA